Molecule: messenger RNA, 405 nt
Organism: Bipolaris oryzae ATCC 44560
Lineage: Eukaryota; Fungi; Ascomycota; Dothideomycetes; Pleosporales; Pleosporaceae
Exons: 1
Coding region: 1-405 (134 amino acids)
Source: RefSeq, a predicted model, not a curated record
AUGAGCGUGGGUAGUGAAAAAUGUGUGGUCACAGCACAAACCAACCAAAAAAAUGCCGCUUCAAAGGAGGCCAGAGAAACACAAGCUGGCAAGAGCAACCGCUCCGUCGUUUCGAUAUACACGAUGGAUAGGCUAUUUUCGAUCGAAGCUGAAAGGCAGUAUAAUACGAGCCUCGGAUUUGCAGAGUGUUGGCGCAAAAAAGGAUACCCUGGGUUUCAUAAAGUGGAUAGCAACUACCAAUCAAUUACCACCAUUACCCGUGUAAAUCUGGCCGUGCAGUGCACCAAUUUCCUCCAUGUUAAAGAGAGACAAAAAAGGAACCAUAACUGCAAGCUUGGCAGUACAGUCAGACGCCUGUCUGCUCCAUCUCUAUUCACAUGUUUGUCCGUUAGGGGUUUAGUGUAA